AUGCAGUCUUCUUUCUUCUUGGCUGCUCUCAUGGCCGCGGUUGUACCCGCAUUCGCCUACGAGGUGGGCACUGGCUCAUGCUGCACAGCUCAGCUCAAAGCUUGCCACGAACAGGGUGCCGAUGCCUGCAUCUGGACCAACGCAGCCAUUUGCGUCAACAACCCCAAAAACUCUGUCCCCAUUGACGAGACUUGCAACGAGAAGUGCCCUACUGCCUCCGUAAAGACCCCGGAUGGCUUCAUCUACAAGUUCCAGAAGCACAACGCUCCCGCCGGUACUUGUGUUUGCAGCAACACCAACCCGAAUGUUGGAAAAUACUGCUACGGGCGUAAGAGAGACCAAUUCCGAGGUACGGAGAGGGCCUGA
Messenger RNA from Colletotrichum paranaense, 366 nucleotides. RefSeq lists its product as uncharacterized. Lineage: Eukaryota; Fungi; Ascomycota; Sordariomycetes; Glomerellales; Glomerellaceae. The transcript is spliced from 2 exons. The coding region runs from base 1 to 366 and encodes 121 amino acids. The record is from RefSeq and is a predicted model, not a curated record.